Chiloscyllium plagiosum (whitespotted bambooshark) is the source of this 1610-nucleotide messenger RNA. RefSeq names its product serine/threonine-protein kinase H1-like. The record is from RefSeq and is a predicted model, not a curated record. Gene Ontology annotation, molecular function: ATP binding; protein kinase activity. Gene Ontology annotation, biological process: protein phosphorylation. NCBI's taxonomy places the organism in Eukaryota, Metazoa, Chordata, Chondrichthyes, Orectolobiformes, Hemiscylliidae.
GUGUGCAAGCACACGGUGAGUGAGGUCUGGGUCUACACCGGCCAGAUGCAGCUCGGUGAACGCACAAUGUCCGAGUGAUGGGCUGCGGGACGAGUAAAGUGCUACCAGAGCCGCCGAGGAACUGCUACGCGGAUUUUGUGAAGACUGUGGUGAAGUGCAAGCCGAAGGUGUGCGAGGUGGGGCCACUGACAGCGGGAUCCAAAGGCGUGGACAGCGGGCAAAACGAUGCGAGCUGCCCCAAUGGAGCAAGGAGGACCCGGGUGGCCAAGUACAGAGCCAAGUUCGAUCCCAAAGUCACAGCAAGGUAUGACAUCAAGGCUCUUAUUGGGCGAGGAAGCUUCAGCAGAGUGGUGAGAGUUGAACACAGAGCGACCAAACAGCCUUUUGCCAUCAAAAUGAUUGAAACAAAAGCUAAAGAAGGAAAGGAGGUGUGUGAGUCUGAGCUGAACGUGCUUCGGAGGGUGAGCCAUCGCAAUGUCAUUCAGCUGAUCGAGGUUUUUGAGACCCAGGAUCGUAUCUACAUGGUGAUGGAACUAGCUACUGGUGGAGAACUUUUUGACCGUGUAAUUGCCAAAGGAUCAUUCACAGAGAGAGAUGCAACAAGGGUAUUGCAGAUGGUUUUAGAUGGGGUCAGAUACUUACAUACCUUGGGAAUUACACACAGAGAUUUGAAACCAGAAAAUCUUCUUUAUUAUCAUCCAGGAUCAGAUUCCAAGAUCCUUGUCACUGACUUUGGACUAGCCAAUUCUGGGAAUAAAGGUGGAGACUGGUCCAUGAGGACCACUUGUGGCACACCAGAGUACAUUGCGCCUGAAAUUUUGUUGAGAAAACCUUACACCAAUGCAGUAGAUAUGUGGGCUUUAGGUGUAAUCUCCUAUAUUUUGCUGAGUGGAACUAUGCCGUUUGAAGAUGAAAACCGGACCAGGCUUUACAGGAUGAUUCUCAAAUGCAAAUACAGUUAUAUAGGUGAGCCAUGGCCGAACGUUUCUAACCUUGCCAAGGAUUUCAUUGAUAAACUAAUUACAAUAGACCCCAGUGAGAGAAUGGCAGCUGCACAAGCUUUGAAACAUCCAUGGGUUGUGACAAUGGCAGCUUCAUCCUCUAUGAAGAACCUGCAUCGGUCAAUCUCUCAGAAUUUGAUGCGGAGGACAUCAUCCCACAGUCCAAGCUCUAAGUCGGCACAGUCCAGCAAGUCAAGCCGUUCUAGCAAGUCACGUCGUUUACAUGAGAAGGAAAUCCGGGAGUUUAAUCUGUGGUACCAGCAACAUAUUGAUGAGUAGUGAUCAAUGGGCUGUCAAUCAAGGUUCUUACUGCUAAUUAAACUAUUCUUCAUACCAAUCAUUGAAUCAUCUAGAUUUUCAAUGAUUGGUUGACCAUUUUAAUGAGCCCAAAUAAAGUUCAAACAAUUCAUAGACAUAGCCGUAAUAUUGCUGUUAAACUCACUGUUGAACAAAUGUCAUAUCAAAAUAAAUAGUUUUAUCAGUAUUUUAGCAACUCUGUUUAAUCAGUGUCAUCUUUAAGAUGGAUGUAUGUGUUUCUGCCUUCAAAUGUAAAACUCAAAGCCUUUUUCACCUUUUCUGACUUCCAUUUAGCACUAAGAAUUCUUGGGU